Messenger RNA from Drosophila rhopaloa, 1243 nucleotides. It is a transcript of the gene NANS, whose product is annotated as sialic acid synthase. The transcript is spliced from 2 exons. Bases 64 to 1182 code for a protein of 372 amino acids. Lineage: Eukaryota; Metazoa; Arthropoda; Insecta; Diptera; Drosophilidae. The record is from RefSeq and is a predicted model, not a curated record. Gene Ontology annotation, biological process: carbohydrate biosynthetic process. Gene Ontology annotation, molecular function: N-acylneuraminate-9-phosphate synthase activity.
UCCGUCUACGCCCGUCUAUCAUCCAAUUAACUGUUAAAUUAGGCGGGUUCAAAUCCGUAAAAAAUGCUUCUGAACGAUAUUAUUAGCGGAAAAGUAGAUGACGCCGUAUAUAUUAUUGCGGAAAUUGGCCAGAACCACCAGGGCUGCCUGGAAACGGCCAAAAAGAUGAUUUACGAGGCCAAAAAAUCCGGGUGCCAUUGCGUUAAGUUCCAGAAAUCCAAUUUGCCCGCAAAGUUCACGCAACCCGCUUUGGAUCGGGAAUACAUCAGUGAUCACGCCUGGGGAAGGACUUACGGAGAGCACAAGGAGUACCUAGAGUUUUCCAAAGAUCAGUACCUCAAACUGCAGGCCUACAGCGAGGAAAUAAAUGUAGACUUUACAGCUUCCGCAAUGGAUGAGUGCUCUCUGGACUUUCUGGUCGAACUGAACGUGCCGUUCAUUAAAAUUGGCUCCGGAGAUGCAAACAACUUUCCUCUUCUGAAAAAAGCGUCCCGGUUGGAUUUGCCCUUGGUAAUCUCCACCGGAAUGCAGACCAUGGAAACGAUCGAGAGGAUUGUGCAAACAAUGGAGGAUGCUGGAAAACGGGACUACGCUCUAAUGCACUGCGUUUCAUCUUACCCAACGGCCCCUAAAGAUUCCAAAUUGCAACUGAUUUCCAUGCUGAAGAGGCGCUUUCCUGAUGUUCCUAUUGGUUAUUCGGGGCAUGAACUGGGAGUGGUCAUUAGUCAAGCAGCUGUCUUGCUAGGAGCACGCAUAGUGGAGCGCCAUUUCACGCUGGAUAAAGGUCAGAAGGGCUCCGACCAUCAAUGCUCCCUCGAACCCCAAGAAUUGGGAACCCUAACCAGAGCUAUUACUAACUUUAACCUGUCGGCAAUUCCGCUGCCUCCUAAAGAAAUCUUACAAAAACUAAACGGCGGUCAAGAACUGGAGGAAGCUCUUCAGGACGCUCAGUGCAAAACAAUUUUACCUUGCGAGUUACUCUGUCGAAAUAAACUGGGCAAAUCCAUCGUUGCAGCUAGGACUAUCAAUAAAGGGCACAGACUGCAGUUGACGGACAUCGCUAUCAAAGUCAGCGAACCCAGCGGCCUAACAGCGGAAUCAUACAUGACCAUAAUCGGCAAGGAAGUAACAGACAAUCUUGGUGAGGAUGAACCCAUAUUUGGGAGUAGUAUAAUUCUUUAGGUCAAGAGCUUUGGAAAAAUACAUGAAGUGCAACAUGAAAUACAGUUGUAAAAUAAAUAGA